Messenger RNA from Mangifera indica (mango), 3743 nucleotides. RefSeq lists its product as uncharacterized. The record is from RefSeq and is a predicted model, not a curated record. Lineage: Eukaryota; Viridiplantae; Streptophyta; Magnoliopsida; Sapindales; Anacardiaceae. The transcript is spliced from 3 exons. Bases 486 to 3305 code for a protein of 939 amino acids.
AAGGUCGUUCUCACUUAUUUGACUCGGAUUUUAACUGCUAAAAAGAAUACCAAAACUACGUUAAACUAAAGAAGCGAGUGAGCUGCAGCAGCUAGAAAAACUCUCUCCUGAAAACCUUUUGUUUGGCUUUUGCAGAAAAAAAUAGUUAGGAGGCCGUGGUGUUGUGUGGUUUCGUUCUUUUGCCGAUUGAAAAUACUUGGCUCUGUGUUUUGAUCUCUCUGCUUGAGUAAAGGUGCAUCGACACUUAUUGUUUCUCCUCAGUGCGGCGGAGGUUCUGGUAAGGGCGUUCUUCGGCUCUGCAUUUCAUAAGCUGACUUUGAGUUCAUUCCAUCUAUGUGAACAUUGAGUGUCUGCAGCUGUGAAAGGACACCAGGACCUGCCUCAGUGCAACCUUUUCGCGGAAAGUUGAAACAAAUAUAUUGCUAUAGUAUCUGAAUCAGUUAGCACCAACCGAGAUGCAGCUGGAGUAGCAACCUAUUCAGUCUAUGGAAUACUUUUCAGAGCUCGGAAAGGAUUCUGGAGACCAACCAUCAACUAGUACUUCUGAUAAGACUAAAUUGCCCCAAGCAAACCGAAAGACAUAUCUCCCAGACCGGGUCAAACUGGAAAGGUGUACUGUGUCAUAUGCUGAUCUCCAUCAAGAAAUUACAAAAGGUGUGAAAGAUUUCUCUUAUAGAUCUGCAGGAAACUGCCAAAAGCAACUGAUUGAUAGAAAGGGAAACGAAGAAGAUGAGCUUGUUAAGUACAUGUCAAGCUUACCAAGUUAUCUGGAGAGAGGAAAAAAUCCCCAGGAGAAAGUUUUAAAUGUUGGUGUCCUUGACUGGGAUCAUCUAGAAAAAUGGCACUGCAGCCAUAAACAGAUGCCGCACAGGGUUGGCAGGUCUUCAAUAUCCAGUAGUAGUGUUUCCUCAUCCUUCUCAACUGAUGCGUCUUCUUUCCUUUCUAGCAGUGGUUACAUCUCUUCUCCUCCUGGUCAAAAGACACAACAUUCGUCAUUGCAGUUUCAUCCGAUGCCAUUACCCAUGGAAGGCUAUUCUCAAGCAGUCAAAUCUUUUGGUGAAAGUGUUCAAAGGUUUCCUGAUAUCAAGGAUGCCCAGGGUAAUAACUUAAAUGAGCAGGGAAAGUUUAUCAGAACAGACAAGCCUUUUGGCAAAAACAAUGAGGAUAUCCUAGAAGUGUGUAAGGAAAAAGAUUUGGAUCCAAAGAUUGAUCAAGAAAGUGGAACUUUGGCAAAUGGGGUGAAAUACGAAGUAGCAUCAUCUAAAAAAGUAAAAAUGAAGGCUCAAGAUGGUCAGUUUAUGAAGAAAGCAGAGAAGCUGCAAGAAAGAAAUCCUGAUGUUGUUGAAAAAGAUGUUCUUGGAAAACACAAGCCCAUUGUUCUCCUCCUGCCAAGAGGUUGCCCCAAAAACGAUCUUUCUGGAGUAUCCAAUCUUUCCAGUAUGACAACAAUGUUAGGUCAAAGACGAGCAGAAGAUAGACCAAGGAGCCUUUCUGAAAGACCUAAGGAUGCUGAACUUGUUUCUGAUUUCCCACAUUCUAGUCCACUGCCUCAAAAAGUUGGUGUCAGCAAAAACUUACUGAUGAAACGGCCGAGCACCACAGAUUCAGAGAUUGACAAGUUUUCAACUGGAAGAUCUCACCAGGCACCAUCAUCUGCAGAAACAGGUUUCUCCCUGGCACAAAAUCUGGAAGGCAGGAAAUCAACUGUAACAAUCAACAAGAGCACCUCGAAUGUUCUUUCUGUAGGAUUGGAUAUAAAAUUGAAUAAGGUAGCACCUGAAAAAGUGAGAAGCACCUCACCUUUUUGUCGCUUGAGCUUUAGUAUGAGUAAGAUAAGCAAAAAUUCCGGCUCUAAGGAGGCUUCUGCUUUACAUAAGCCGAAUUCUACAUAUGUUUCUGCCCAUUCUAGUUCAGAGAAUGCCGUUGUUUCCUCUCACCUUGAUACUUCAUGUAGUGGAAAAAUUAAUUCCACAAACAGAGCCAGUUCAAGCCCAUUGAGAAGGUUACUAGAUCCAAUACUGAAGCCCAAGGCAGCUAACUGUCGUAAUGUUGCGGACCCAUUACAAAAAGACUUAACAUCUAAAGAAAAGGCUUCUAAAUAUUCUGAUGAACAACCAUGUUCUUCUUCUGCGGCAGCUCAGUCAAGAAGAGUUAAAGCCAAUGUGGCCGGACGCAGAAAAAUCACUGUUAAUGAUUCAUUACAGGAGAAGCAGCAUGGAUCACGGGCUCUUCAAGCUCUUUUGCGUGUUACAGUCAAGAGUGGCCAGCCUAUGUUUACAUUUGCUGUUGAUAAUGAAUGUGAUAUUCUUGCAGCUACAAUGAAGAAGUCGAGUGCUUCAGGAAAGGAGGAUUACAGUUGCUGCUACACAUUCUUCACCUUCCAAGAAGUGAAAAAGAAAAAAGGGAGGUGGCUUAAUCAGGGAGGCAAGGGCCAAAGUCAUGACUUCAUCCCUAGUGUUGUUGCCCGGAUGAAUGUUUGUGAAUCUCAUUUUUCUAAGUUGACUAGAGAGAACGAUAUGAAUCAGUUUAGUGUGAGAGAAUUUGUUCUAUCCUCAGUGGAACUUAGACAGACUGAUCAGCAAACCUCAGAUUUUGAGCCAAAUGACGAGCUUGCUGCCAUGGUUGUCAAAAUCCCAUUAAAAAUCAGUAGAAGUUUACUCAGAAAUGGGUAUCAAGGCACUAUGCAGAAAGAUCUUCCUGAAGUGGGAUUUAAAGAGUAUUUGCCAGGAGUUACACUUGAUUCUGAUUCUGGGAAAAAAGUUCAGAAUUGGCCUUUUAUAGGUGGCCAAGAAAUUAGUGCCACGGUCAUACUUCCAAGUGGUGUUCAUACAUUACCACGAAAAGGAGAGCCUUCAUCACUGAUCCAACGCUGGAAAACUGGUGGAUCAUGUGAUUGUGGAGGUUGGGAUCUGGGUUGCAAACUUAUGAUUCUUGCUAAUUGGAAUCAAUUCAUUAAGAAAGCAGGUUCAUCUAAUGCUUGUUCCUCAGCACAUCAAUUUGAGCUAUUCUCUGAGGGAGGACAAGAAAAGCAGCCCUUUUUCAUCUUGGCCCCAUGUAAGGAAGGUAUUUCAGUCGAAUUCAAUUCAUCAGUGACAGUUUUACAAGCAUUCUCCAUUUGUAUAGCGAUUUUAGACAGUAGAAAACAGUGUGAGUCUUCUGAAUCAAGGAACAUUUUUGAACAAAAAACAUGUGGAGAAACUGUCUUAGUACAAAAUGAUGGAACAACGGUUUCUGCUCAGAACGAGGGAGAGGUUCCUGCAAGAUAUAUCUCAUAUCCACCUCAUUCUCCAGUGGGACGGGUCUAGUUCAACUCUCUCAUGAAAAAGUCAUCUUGUAAUUACAGGCAUUGAGGUACAGAUAUCUUUUCCAAUAUCAGUUGCUGCCUGAGCAGAUGAUGAAACUCGUAUAAAAUUAAAUCUUUGAUGAACUGCGGUGAAUAUACACGCGAGUUCCUCAAGUCAACUACAACAGUAGGAAAAGAUAAAGCAUAAAGCUUGGGAUAGCCUUGCCAGCUGACUGAAGAGUAUUUAGGGUACUAAGCUCUCAGUAAUUGUACUGAUUGAGAGCAUUGCCCGAACCCAGUCCUUUCACCUGAGAAUUCCACGAUUCUUCCACUCAAGCCAACCCGGUUCACCUACUUUUUCUUUUGAGUUGAACUAAGUUGUAUCUCUCUCUAUAUUGCUGUCAUCCUUGGUUGCAUUGUUGAACUGAUAUCAUAUGGAAGGAUUUGAUUUUGAUUUCAA